Molecule: messenger RNA, 1128 nt
Organism: Exophiala bonariae
Lineage: Eukaryota; Fungi; Ascomycota; Eurotiomycetes; Chaetothyriales; Herpotrichiellaceae
Exons: 1
Coding region: 1-1128 (375 amino acids)
Source: RefSeq, a predicted model, not a curated record
AUGCCGACGAUAUUAUUACCCGCCUCUGCUGCGGCCUUUGCGCCGCGGUCGACUUGCAAUGUCGUGCUGAACAGCAAAGUCGAGCCCUGGUUAACCGCUACCCUGAAGAGAAUCAACAAGAUCAAGCGACCUCUCAAUAGUGUGCCUCAACAUACCCGGUGUCUGACCGAGACACUUUCAUCUACGAACGCCAUUUGGUCAUUAUGUUCGUUAAUGUUGCCCAAGGCUCCCGAGACCGAACUACGAAAGGAUUCCAACCCCUUGGUUGAGGCAUUGUUCAACUACCAACUGGUCCACAUUGAAGCAUAUGUUGUCCACAUCGACAUGGUUUCGCAGAACGAGGUCGCCUUCAAGUUGACGACAGACACUAUUGACUCGCUGGUCGAGUAUCAUAAAGAAGUCUUUUCCGUCGACACCGCUGCCAAGACCUGGACCUGGUCCGAGAAGGAACAACAGUUGAAGAAAUUACAGGAGGAGUUUGUGCAAGCCGCCAACAAGUUUGUCUAUCGGACGGGUGCUUUGGCAUUGGAAGGUAUGGAAGAAGAUGGCGCAGGUGAACUUCUUUGUGGCAGAAGCGAUGAAGUUCGCCAGGCCAUUAUGGGACUCUAUGUCCCUCUUCUACCACCGCCUCCCAGAAUUGUCGAUGUCAUCCGACCCACUCCUCUCCUACCCAGCUCAACUGGAGCCGAGCAUUGGUGGCCAUCGCAGCAUCUCCAAGCCAUUCAACCGGCACCGGUAGAAUCUUGGAAGAUCAUCCCUUCAAGUCCCAGUCCGGUCUCGUCCUGUGACUCACAUCAGAACAUUUGGACGAGUGUGGGCAUGAACGAAGUACAACUGCCAUCACCUACACCUUCCUUCAGCCAACCUUUCUCUUCAGCGGCCUACAGCGCUCCUCAGUACUACAGCGCGCCUGCCUAUAGUGCACCAGCUUAUAGCUCACCGGCUUACAGCUCGCCAGCCUACAGCAGCUCACCAGCAUAUAGCGCCUCGGUAACGACAUCUUCAUAUCCAGCUCUUCCUCUACCGAGCAUGUUGGCUCAACAACCUUGCAGUACGUCUGCAAGCCUAAGUACAUUCGGCUGGGAUCGAUACCAGGAAUAUACGAUGCCUUAUGCCACCGCCAUGUAA